AUGGAAAAGAUAUCAAGAAGACUUUCUCGCUGUCUAGACAUUAUUGGCUACCGUAUGGAUUUGAUUAGAUGUAGAAGGGAUAUGUACAGCGCUUUAGACCGGCAAUUAAAUAUGAAAUGGAAAGAAUAUACUCAACUUACUGCCGGGAGCAAAGCCGAAGGAAUAGCUAAAUAUUAUGAAAGUGAUGUGGAUCGUUUGUUUAUUUAUAAAAACGUCAACUGCUUUGAAAAUGGGAUUUCCAAUUCAAAUUCUGUUGUGUUUCACAUGGAUCAAGUCGGGUGUUCGCCUGGCUAUACAAGACUAAUAUUAAGCAAUUUGAGCAAAGGGAAACUUUCUUCUGAAGUAAGUAAUUGUCUAGUUUUUGACAACGGUCAUACAUAUAUCUCAAAUAAGUUUAAUGAAAGCUUUGUUGCGUUUUCUGAAUAUGGAAGGAAUGCACAUAAACUGGAUGUAAAUGGAUCACAUGCUGAGUUCGUACGAAACCAUGGGCCAUGCGCUUCAUUUAGAAGUGAAAAUCUAAAAUACGACUUCGUUGCUGGUUUUAAAUGUACGAGUGAAAAAUUGCUACAGAAAUGGAAACAAAGAAAACGAACUUGCAACUGGCCAGAUCCUAAAUUAGUAAAUGAAAUAUCGACUAUAAAUGGAACUGUUGUGCCGGUUGCAAAUGUAAACAGUAGAUUUCCAAAUACAGAAUGGCGGAUUUGCUUCACACAAGCAGAACUGUUGCUGGUUAAUUCCCUUGAUGAACAUCAAAUCAAAGUAUAUUUAUUGCUGAAACAGCUUUCGAAAGCAGUUCUUGAACCAAUAUGCCCGGCAGUUUCAUCAUAUAUAGUGAAAAAUGUUAUUUUAUGGCAAGCGGAAAACACUCCAAAGAAAUAUUUUGCUCCAAAUUGUCUUCUACUUAGGACAAUUGAAGCCCUUAAAUUCCUUCAGGACUGUUUGAAGUCUAAUUUGCUGCGGAGUUACAUGAUAGAAGACAGAAAUAUUUUCCAAGGAAGGAUUUAUGAAGGUCAGAGGAAACAACUCAUUGAUAAAAUUGAUCAACUUUUGAAUAAAGAUGAAGAAUUUAUUAACGAAUCAAAGAAAGCAUUUAGUGAAUAUGAAUAUUUUGAUACACCGACGUUCAUUAGAAAAGCUGAAAAGGAAGAACAAAUUGAAAAACUUCUUCUUAUGCAAUCUUUAGCUUAUUUGAAAGUGUACGACCGGUCUUACACACGUGAACAAUUUCUCCAUUGUCUGGGAGAAGAUCAAGAAUACUCAGAACUAAAAGCAGAAUUGUAUAGUCUAGUUGUACCAGAGAGACGCAAUGAACCAAUCCAUGAUAUUAACUUUCUUUUAUAUAGAAAACGAUUAUUUUGUAUUUUACAAAAGCAUUGA
Ruditapes philippinarum (Manila clam) is the source of this 1377-nucleotide messenger RNA. RefSeq lists its product as uncharacterized. The transcript has a single exon. The record is from RefSeq and is a predicted model, not a curated record. Lineage: Eukaryota; Metazoa; Mollusca; Bivalvia; Venerida; Veneridae. Bases 1 to 1377 code for a protein of 458 amino acids.